Messenger RNA from Aspergillus thermomutatus, 2250 nucleotides. RefSeq lists its product as uncharacterized. The record is from RefSeq and is a predicted model, not a curated record. The coding region runs from base 1 to 2250 and encodes 749 amino acids. Gene Ontology annotation, molecular function: protein binding. The transcript is spliced from 6 exons. NCBI's taxonomy places the organism in Eukaryota, Fungi, Ascomycota, Eurotiomycetes, Eurotiales, Aspergillaceae.
AUGGAAGGUUCACACUCGCUCUGCGUCAUCUGUGGUGCCAGGAUCCCAUAUCAUAGUCCGAAUUCAUCCUGGCAAAGGGACUUCCGCGCAGUGAGAUGUGAUCAAAACUCCGGACUCGAGGGGAGGCCGUUUUUGACUGGGGUAGGUGGCUAUGUACCACGAACCAUAAUACCCGACUGCGCUGCACCUUCAGCAGCUGAGAGGCGAUGGAGCGACGAAGGCUUCGAGUUGUCUGCGGAAGAUGUCUUCCCACUGCUCAUUGGAGAGCGAUUACGUCCACAGCCUGGUUUUCUCUUCCACGAGGUCUGCUGGGAACUGUUGACGAGUCGGUUAGCGCCGCGAGCUGUUCACAUCGAGCGGCUCUACGAUAUCUUACUUUCGUGUCCGGCGAACAAAAAGGGAUGGUUGGAUUGGGGUCACAAUUAUGGUGGGCUCAUGGAUAGAGCUCCUGAGGGAUAUCCGUGGGAGAAUGUCUCCAUUGUGGGCUUUAUUAAACGAUAUCUGGGCGAUAAGAACUCACCCUUGUCGUUGGCAACAGCGAACCCUAUAUUUGUACCCGAGUUGAAGCAGGCUCUUGUGGACUCUCAAAGGAAAAAUGUUCUAACAGCAGAGGCCUCUUUAAUAGCACCAGUCUUUCAGAACGUGGCGGAUUGUUUUCAGAGCCUGCCGCAAGAAGUCCUAGAGCUCAUCCAGACGCUUCUUCCUUCUCACAGCGUCGCCAAUGCCAGGCUAGCUUCGAGGUCCUUUGCGAGUCUACCUUUGAGUCAGACUUUCUGGGCCUCGAGAUUAAAUUCCCGUCAGGAGCACGGGUUCUGCUUCGAAGCGACGGAACCGUCGUACAGCAGCAUCGCCGAGCAGCGCAAUCGAGAAUGGAGAAUCCUUUAUGAAAAGACGGGGCUGCUGUUGAUGUCUUCACUUGAGAUGAAGAAUAGAAAACGGAUUUGGAAUCUCCUCGAAGACUUGGUAGAUCUUCUUCUGGAGGAACCCUUGAGUAACGAUAGCUUGGUCAGGACGCUGCAGGCCUUUCCAGUAAAGGCGUCAAAGGCAUGGAGGCCCAUUGGAGGAGACUUCUCUGCGCAACCUGCGGACCGCUUCCCUUGCGGUGUGAAAUGCAGGAAGAUAUAUGAACAGACAGUCUCAAUCUCAGCACUGAUCCGAUCCAUUGAAGAAGUCACUCUGGGCUACAUUCUACCGGCGAACGAGAGAAUGCUCGACAUAGGCGCCGAAUGCUACAGACUCACCGGCUUCAUCGCCGCCGUCGGUCCCAGAGGCAUCAUGGCCCUACGUGCUGUGACGGCUAAAGGCGACGUCUCAUCCUGGGUGGGAUCAUGGAAAGAGUACCCCCAAACUCUCCGUUUAUGCAUGAAAGAGGCCAUCCAUGAAAUAAAGGGUUGUUUCGAUGGCUUCAAAAUGGUCUCCCUAGCCGUCCCAUCAACCCUCAACCCGCUCUUCCCCUCUGACCCCAGAGGCGAGCACCUCCCCCUCCGCACAACGGGACUCUGGUACCCAGACCUCCCACCACCGUCCCUCCACCUCCACGACGGUACGUUCCCAGGCGGUCAAAUCCCCCUACAGGAAUACCGGCCCCUCGUGCACAUCAUGUUCGGCGGACCCAGGGGCCAUAUGCUGCAAUACCUCACCCGCAUCUCGGUAACCGUCUCGAAGACCGCAAUUGUCGGAAUCGAUUUCUUCUACAGCGACGACGCACCCGUCAAAUGUCUACAGGCUUGCCCGGCAACCGCUACGGGUGACUACACAACCAAGAUCCCCUUUCCCGUUGACGGCCCAGCUGGUGAGCGGUUGACGGGGCUCCAGGCCGAUAUGGAUUUCUUUGCGAGUGCGCCCGGCUGCAGCAAUCCUUACAACUAUGGGGCAAUCACGUCUUUGAAGGUGACCACGAACUUCAAGACCGUUCCCUUCACCUUUCAACCGAGUGCUAUCCUGCAGCUGAAACUCCCUGUUGGCCCAUGCAUCCGCCAAAGAUCCAGAAAGACAGAGAUAGUUCCUGGGACGACUUUGACAGGGAUAUACUUCAUGCAUGUGGGUAGUCAAUCAUUGGAGGAGAGUUCUUUGUGCCAGCCGACUGAUUCAUUCUACGUGGACGACCAGGAUCCAAAGUUCGGCAUGUUAAGCAUGGGGUCUAUUUCCCAAGAUCUCACUGCAACUGAGAACGUGCCACACCAGAGUAUAGAGGAUGAGAUAAGUGAGAUUACUGACAGGCGCUGCUACAAGGCACGUCUGGCUAUUUAA